This is a messenger RNA of Cutaneotrichosporon cavernicola, 1503 nucleotides long. RefSeq lists its product as uncharacterized. NCBI's taxonomy places the organism in Eukaryota, Fungi, Basidiomycota, Tremellomycetes, Trichosporonales, Trichosporonaceae. Gene Ontology annotation, molecular function: UTP:glucose-1-phosphate uridylyltransferase activity. The coding region runs from base 1 to 1503 and encodes 500 amino acids. The record is from RefSeq and is a predicted model, not a curated record. Gene Ontology annotation, biological process: UDP-alpha-D-glucose metabolic process; glycogen metabolic process. Gene Ontology annotation, cellular component: cytoplasm. The transcript has 5 exons.
AUGGCAACCCUCACCGCUCAGCAGUCGGCUCAGCGCCAGCGCGGCCACUCGUCCAUCGACUUCAAGUCGGCGACGACUGGUGUGGCCGCCAAGGCCAUGCGCAACGAGCUUAACCGCAUGGUCCAUGGCGUCACUGAGCCCGCGAAGAAGAAGAUGUUCAACGCCGAGAUGGAGUCGUUCUUCCUCCUCUUCAACCGCUACCUCACCGACAAGGCCAAGGGCGAGAAGAUCGACUGGGAGAAGAUCCAGCCCCCCAAGCCCGAGCAGGUUCGGCCCUACAAGGUCCUCGACAAGGUCGACCCUUCCAUCCUCAACAAGCUUGCCGUCCUCAAGCUUAACGGUGGUCUCGGCACCACCAUGGGCUGCGUUGGCCCCAAGUCGGUCAUCGAGGUCCGCGAGGGCAUGACCUUCCUCGACCUCUCGGUCCGCCAGAUCGAGCACCUCAACGAGAAGUACAACGUCAACGUCCCCUUCAUCCUCAUGAACUCGUUCAACACGGACGACGACACUGCUCGCAUCAUCCAGAAGUACCAGAACCACAACAUCAACAUCCUCACCUUCAACCAGUCGCGCUACCCUCGUGUCAACAAGGAGUCGCUCCUUCCCUGCCCCGCCGACGCCAACUCGGACAAGGCCAACUGGUACCCUCCUGGACACGGUGACAUUUACGACGCCCUCAACAACUCUGGUCUCCUCGACCAGCUGCUUGCCGCCGGCACGGAGUACAUCUUCAUCUCCAACGUUGACAACCUCGGCGCUAUCGUCGACCUCAACAUCUUCCAGACCAUGAUCGACGCCCAGGCUGAGUACGUCAUGGAGGUCACCGACAAGACCAAGGCCGACAUCAAGGGUGGUACCAUCAUCGACUACGAGGGCAAGCCCCGUCUUCUCGAGGUUGCCCAGGUCCCCAAGGACCAUCUCGACGAGUUCUGCUCGACGCGCAAGUUCAAGAUCUUCAACACCAACAACAUCUGGUGCUCUUUGAAGGCGAUCAAGCGCGUUGUCGACAACGACGAGCUCAACCUCGAGAUCAUUGUCAACAACAAGGUUACGGACAAGGGUGAGGCCGUCAUCCAGCUUGAGACGGCCAUUGGUGCCGCUAUCAAGCAUUUCGACUCGGCCAUCGGUAUCAACGUCCCACGUUCGCGUUUCCUGCCCGUCAAGUCGUGCUCCGACCUUCUCCUCAUCAAGUCGGGGCUGUACAACCUCCAGCACGGUGUCCUUACUAUGGACAAGUCGCGCGAGUUCGGCGGCACCCCUGUCGUUAAGCUCGGUGACCAGUUCAAGAAGGUUGCGAACUUUGAGAAGCGGUUCAAGUCGAUCCCCAGCAUCACUGAGCUUGACCACCUUACGGUCUCUGGCGACGUGUGGUUCGGCAAGCGCGUCCGCCUGGCCGGCACGUGCAUCAUUGUUGCGACCGAGGGCAACAAGAUUAUGAUUCCCGACGGCACCGACCUCGAGAACAAGCUCAUCACGGGCAACCUUUCCAUCAUCGACCACUAA